This is a messenger RNA of Labrus bergylta (ballan wrasse), 383 nucleotides long. The record is from RefSeq and is a predicted model, not a curated record. Lineage: Eukaryota; Metazoa; Chordata; Actinopteri; Labriformes; Labridae.
UGAGUUCCCACGAUGAGAUAGUGGAGGGCACUUCAGUCAAUCUGACCUGUAGCAGUGAUGCUAACCCAGCAGCUAAUUACACCUGGUACAAGGCGGAUGGACCUCUAAACCCUAAUCACACAUAUCCAGGAGCUACGCUUGUCUUCAGCUCCAUCGAGUCCUCUGACUUUGGGGAGUUUUACUGUGAAGCUGAGAACACGCUGGGGAGAACGACCUCCAAACGCAUCUCUGUCAACCUAACAUGGAACUCACUAAAAAUCAUCACCAGGUGGACUCUGCUGCUCCUCUUGUUGAGUCCUCUGAUUCCCCUGACUCUGUGGCUGAGGUGGAAGAAAACUGUGAACUCCACCACUGAACCAGACGAACCUGCAGAGAUGAUCGAG